UGGAUGAAGACUUGGCAAUUUCUGGAUUCUUUUUCUCUUUUGACCCUUACAAGACCACAGUUUCAAACCUCCACUCUAGCCAGCACAGUUGGGGUCACCCAGUUUUUGUUGCUAAGUGUAGAUUUACUCUACCCAUUAGAGUUCUAGAGUUCCAGGGGUUGUUUUCACCCAAUUUUUGGUAAAGAUGUUGCCUAUAGACUUGUGGGUUUUUUCCCCCAUCUUUGCUGCUAUCACCAUUUUUUUCUGAGGGCAUCCUGGGAGCUCCCAAAACUACUCUGCUGCUAUCACCACUCCCUUGCCUGUCUACACUCUUGGCAUUUUAAAGUUUAAAUUGCCUGCUACUUAACCUAAAGUUAAUACAGCCUGCUACUGAAAUAGUUUCAUUGGACCACUACUAAAGUAUUCGAGACAUUUUUGCUCUUCAAGGAUUGUGAGAUAUUUAAGCGAGUAUAAAUUCAAGUAUGAAUAUCCUUGGGGCAACAGUUGGGCCAGCUCUUGUCUGACAACUUUAAUAUCCUAUGUACAUUUUCAGUGGGAACUAUAACAUGUUGCUAUCCCUUAUUGUGCAAUUCAGAAAAGCAAAAGGUGCUCCUGGGCAAAGGGCAGCCAAGCAGGCCACCUGAAAAGCCCUGCAUUCACUCUGAUAUUUGAUCUGAACGAGAAUGAUACUAAAUUCAGAUACGUGUCUGCAAACUUGCCUUGGACAGCAUUUGCUGGGUAUGUUUUAUUUAUUGGAAGUAGAAAGGGAGAUUAGCUGAACUCACUAAGAGGGCAAAUCAGACGUAGGAAUUUUGGAAGUUUAGGUCUAAUUACAAAUGUAAAGCACGCUGUUGUAAAUGUAGUAAUAUGAGUUUUACUGUCCUAAAUUUGCACAUUAUCUGCCUGAAUCAUUUUAGGCUCCAUGUUGAGCUCAACUAAAAGCAAAUAAUCUGUUAGAAUUGCACCUUUUGUGUUUUGCUCCAGGAUCAGAAUCAAACUGCCAAAAUAUGCACGUUAGCCAGUUAAAGGUUUUGUACAGAGAGUACAACCGGCUCGAGUGAGAUUUACACUAGUGAAUGAAGAGUGAAAUUGUGCAUCCCUGGUCAUAUUACUGCCAUCACUGCAUUACUGGUGUCUUGAGGCAAACCUGGAGGUAAAGAGCAGUGGAUAGGAGCACAGACUCUGGAGUCAGACUAACCAGCCUUGAGUCCUUUCUCCACUGUUUUACUGGGUGACCUUUGGCAAGUGACUAAGUUUGCACAUCUAUAAAGUAGAAAUAAAAACAGUCUGUAACUCAUAGAGCUACUAUGAGGAUUAACUGAAUGUAGGUAAAAUAUUCAAAACAGCACCUGGCUGUUUAGUAAGUACUGUGUUAAGUGUUUUCUACUAUUAUUAUCUCCCCUCAUGAGUUAGUUUGUUGGGUCAUGUUCACACAUCAUAUUCCAAAGAGUGAAUACUGCCUUUCAGGAUACAGCUGAGAAGGUCUUUCACAACCACCAUCAAAUAUUGGGAGCAUUAAUUACUCAUUUGUGGUGGCUGUGUCACUAAUGAAAAAGAUAGAUCCUGUUAGGUUCUAGUUUCAGAUACCCCUUGACAUAACUUUUGAACUAUCCGGAAAAAUACUGGCCAGGAAAAAUGAUAAAAUUUUUCCUCAUGGUGAAUAAACAAGGGCAGACCCGACUUUCUAAAUACUAUGAACAUGUGGAGAUUAAUAAGCGUACACUUCUGGAAACGGAAGUCAUAAGGAGCUGUCUCUCCCGAUCCAAUGAGCAAUGCUCUUUCAUUGAAUUUAAGGAUUUUAAGCUGAUUUAUCGACAGUAUGCAGCUCUCUUCAUUGUGGUUGGAGUUAAUGACACUGAGAAUGAGAUGGCAAUUUAUGAAUUCAUCCAUAACUUUGUGGAAGUUUUAGAUGAAUACUUCAGCCGCGUGAGUGAAUUAGAUAUAAUGUUUAAUUUGGAUAAAGUACACAUUAUUUUGGAUGAGAUGGUGUUGAAUGGCUGCAUUGUGGAAACGAAUCGGGCAAGAAUUCUUGCCCCUCUACUCAUUCUUGAUAAAAUGUCAGAAAGCUGAAUAAUGGAAGUCUCUGCCAGACAACAUCAACUUGUGGAAGUGAGAAUACCAUGGAAUACCUCUUUACAUCUGUAGCCCAAAAAGUCUGCAAGACUGUACCCUGCAAAAUGGGGUACCCUUCCAAAGACAUUUUAUAUAGGUGUUUUCCACAGUUCCUAAGUGGAAAACAAACUGUAUUUUAAAAUAUGGUGUACAAAGAAAAUUUGUCUCUAAGAGACAAAUUUUAUUUUCUAACCAUAAGCAUUUUUUCCCCACUUGUUCAACUUUUGUUGAGUGCUGAGGGUAUCUUUUUUGUUCUUUGCUUUCCUUUGUAUAUUUAAUUCAGGAUAGCAGCAUGAGAAGAACAUGAGACAACUAUCAGCCAAUAAAGUUCUAAACACAGAGCACUUCGAAUGUUUUCUGAAUGCUUUUUCCUUAAAAUGUCUUAAGUCCAAACCUCACUGAAUUGUGUACCUAAUAAAAAUCGAGAAUUAAAUUUGAUUUGCCAGUUUCUAAAAGCCUAAUAUCCAUUUUAUUGGCACUUGGUAAUUACAAUGUCGUCAUGUAAUUGAUUCACUUAUAAUGUUACUACCAAAAACUGAGUGGUUAUACAUUAAAGGGGAGCCCUUACAACCAUACUUUAGGCCAUGCUGUAAAUGGUUUGUCUUAUUAGUAAACUUAUUUGUAAAUGAAGUUUACUUUAGUUCAAAGUCUAAAAACAGAAUGCAAGAGAGUAUCUCUGUUCAGGUUGGCAUGAUAUGAAGCCUUCUCCCCCACUCCCUAUCUUAUUCCUUUGACUCCUUGACAUGUCUGGAAGCAAAGAGAACUUAGUCACCAUAGAAAACCAAUGACCUAAUCCUUCUCAACUUUUCUAGAUGUUUUUGCUGCUCAGUAGAGCACAAAGAACUGUCUUAGGUAGAAAACAUAUUUAUGUGCAUAUAGGGUAGAAAGGCAGAUAUAAUGGAGGGAACAAAUAUGAUCAUGGUACUUUAAGAUAUUGUGCCAUCCUAUGGAAUUCCAGGAGUUCUUUCAUCUACAAUACUAUUCUCCAAAAGAAGACAUAAAUGGACAUUCCAGGCACUGAUGAUUCAUUCACUACUGUUUUUGUGUAUGUGUGUAUGGGUUUAAGUCUUUGUUUCUAAAAAUCUACUUACAUAUUUAAAGUUUGCAUCUAUAAAGAUCCAAGCAACCAGUCAAUAAUGGAUUCUAAAAGCAAACUUGAGUUGGUUUAGACCCAUUCAGAAAAGCAGAAGAAAGGCUUCUGACCUGCCAGAACAAUGUGUAUUGAUCCGAUACCUUUGCAUUAAGUAGCCAAGGUCUGGGGAAAGCCCAGCGUAGAUGAAAGUGCUUUGGAGGUCUUUCUAAGACAUAUUAGUUGGGAAACACUGUCCUAGUUGGUAGGCACUUAAUCAGUAGCACAUUCAGGUAACUGCUGAAACUGGUACACCAGAAGUAACUAGGGAGUGAACAAAAUUAAUUUUCAGGUCACACCAAAAUAGCACUUGAAUAACAUCUUGGCACAGAUUUCAGUACCUUUAGAGAAUAACAAUUAAAAAAAAAAAUACUAGGUAGAUACCACAGAAAAGAAAGCUGAAGAAUCCAGUAUACGUGGAGACCCUAGUAGAUAUCUUGUAACACUUGACUCAUGCAAAGUCAACUGUAAUGUGGCUAUCUGUCCUUCUAGGCUGUGUCAUCUUGCUUCAGGUUUAUUGCUGAACCGUGAUGAACAGCUUUAAGUGAUUUUCACACUCAUGAAAUUUAUGUCUCAGAUUGGUCAGCUGUACCUUGACUCCUAACAUUUCAUUUACUGAAUAUAUAAGACUCAUCAAUUUUACAGGCUACAGCAAUGUGCUAUGCCAGGAUUCAGCAAACCUUUUCUGCAAAGGGCUAGAGAGUAAAUAUUUUAGGCUUUGUGGGUCAUGUGGUUUCUACAAAACCUCAGUUCUGCCAUUGCAGUGUAAAAACAAUCAUAGAUAAUACAUAAAUGAACAAGCAUGGCCGCGUUGCAAUAAGUUUAUUUAUGGACAUUUGAAAUUUGAAUUUCAUAAAUUUGAAAUUUCAUUUGAAUUUUGACUUUUGAAAUUUGAAUUUCAAAAAUUUUUCACAUCAUAAAAUAUUGUUCUUUUUUUGCUUUUUUUCAACCACCUGAAAAUUUUAAAGCCAUGCUUAGCUCAUGGGCAAUACAAAAGUAAGCAGCAGGCUAUUGUUUGCUGACCCCUGUGCUAGAUUAUAGAUUAGUCUUGGUAAAAGCUGGGUAAUGACAGACAUUUUACAGACUUAAACAAAUGGCAAUACUAAGCACAUAAACUGGAUUUUAACUCUAUCACUAGAAUAAAGUUUUAGUCAUGUAUCCAUGACUUUAUUGAGACCAUCACCACGACUAUUUUUUGGAUUAAAGCAUAGGUCAUACAUUUAAAUAUUGCUAUUGUGUUUUAUUUUAACUUUUAUUCUCAGAACUGUGAAACUCACAAUAAGAUGAAUUAUUUAAAUGCUGCCACUGAUUACAUAGUCACAACAUUCUCAUGCAGAGAAUAAAAACAGUAUUCAAAUGAUUGACUAUAGUGGGACAUAUCUCUUCUAAUGUAGAAAGGGAAUGUAUGUACCUUUUAAACAGGUAAAUAAUGGGCAAUUCCAAAAAAAAUGCUUUUCACUCCUAAAAAAGCCAUCUGUCUAAAUCAGUCCUACUGACGUUUCUUUCACCUAAGGGCAGAGAUGUGAUAAAUCACAGAAUUUGGAAAAUGGAAACAGAAGCCAUUCUUCAAAACCAGGAAAUGGCCAUAUCCUGGUGGUUUCUUUUCACACUAACAACAUUCAGAAAUCAUUCUUGAAUCUUAAACUACACAUCCCUGCAGAUACAAUGGUAAGUAGCAGAUCUGGUGUUUAAAAAGUUAACACAAAUAACUUGGCCAUUCACAGCUGAAGAAUACUUUAAGACAGAACACAACAGUUGGAUCACAAGCAUGUGAACAUAGAUUUCUCCUAGAUUUCCAGUUUCAGUAAGUGUAUUUACUAUAGAAAAAUACAUUUCUUCAUGUAGUAAUUUCAAAAAACUAUAUCUCAGUGAUUCAAAAUAAAAACUAUCUGGUUAAGUUCUUAGGUCUGACCGUUGCAGUGAAAUAGUCACAUGACACAGUUUUGUACGCUGCAAACAUUUUAAUGAUUAUUGUUGAGCAUACAUUUUGGAAAUUUUUUACUUCAAACUGCAACAAGUUAAAUAAAUGUUUAUAAUAUACAAAGAAAAUACAACCAAAAGUAAAACUUGCUUUAAGUGUGCCUUGCAUCUAGACCAGUGUUUUUUUUCCCCCUUAAUAUAUCUUUACCUUUGAGCUGCACAAACACACUUAAGAAUUUGAUCUUUAUAGUAUGGCAUUUAGGAAAUAAAAAUAUACUCCCACCUCAAAGAAAUAAAAAGGUUGUGCAUGAUUAUAUGCCAAACAAAAGAGAGAACACUAGAAUACUCUGAUAGUGCAGGCAUCAUUAAAAAGGAAAAGAAAAAGCUUGAGAUGCUCAUUAACUAUGUUUUAAGGAAGCAGGAUUUUUGACCAAGUAGCUUAAAAGCCAGCAAAACGGGGAUCAGUGACGGCAACUGUAGUGUAUGAAGUAUGAAACGACAAACUUUACACAAAUACACUGUUAGAAAUUUACCAGUGAACACUGAAGAUCUGAGAAGCUGCUCUUUGGAACAGUCAAGUAGGACCACCUUUUUCCAGUCACUAAGCCCUUGUAGCAACACAGUGUUCUGUGCUAUAUACUUGCUGGCUGGGUAGUUAAAGGAUUUGUUUUGUCAUUAGCAGCUAACCAACUUAUUCCACGUGUUCUUAAAGCCUUAAUGGUUGAAAUAAAGGCAAGUGUCAUUAGCGUAGAGGAUCAUAUACUUCUCUGCACACAAACACAAGAGGCUUCACUAGUAUUUUAUAAGUCUCUGAUGUCUCCCAUUUCAAAGCUCAAUUGAGAUGAAAGCCUUUCUCCAUGGUAGCAGCUAGCAGGCGCUCUCUCAUGAUCUCCUCCGAAGAAUAUUCCGGUAACUUGAGAUAAUGCACACAUGUAUUUACUGAUGGAUAGCUUGCAUCAGUAGCAUCGACCUACAAAAAGAAAAGUGAAAACACAGGAAGACCAGGACUUUAAAUUUUUAUUUCUUUCAAUCCUGAAGUAAGUAAAUUCCAUUUGGAUUCCUCGUUAGCUAUAAAGUUUGUACCUUGCGAACAACUGUGAGCCUGGGAUGCAGGUUAGCCAGUCCACCUGGGGGAAGAGUUGAGCAACCAGUAGUAAACUGCAGGAAUGCUUUCCUUUCAUCUGAAGACAUGCCACACAAAACCCUCACGAAUCUCAGGAAACCAGGGCUACAAGAAGAAAAAUAUAAUUAUACUCAUGUGAGAGCUGAUUUAAAUGAAAAACACUACCGCUACCUUGUAAGCCAGCAAUAACCCAAAAAACAAUUAUCAGUAGUAUCUAGAGUACUAGAGACUCUUGACUCAGCAUGAAAUGAGCAGAUAUAAGCUACUUUAAAAAUAUCCUACAAAGACUGUCUUGUACUUAUAAACAGUCAGAACCAAACUGAUGGAGUACAGGGACCAAAUAUGCAACAAAGCCAGCAAAUCAGAAAAGCUCAAGAUGCACAUGCAUAAUUCAUCUAAAUAUGGCUAAAGGGGAUCUGAAACAAUCCAUUUUUGUUAACGGUGAAAUAAACUGCUUCUAUAUGCCACAACAGGCAUGAAUUUCACAAUCAUAAUGUUAAAGAAAAGGGGGCACCUAGGUGGCUCAGCCAGUUAAGCGUUGGACUCUUGGUUUUGGCUCAGGUCAUGGACUCAUAGUUUGUGAGUUUGAGCCCCAUGUCAGGCUCUGUACAGUCAGUGUGGACAGAGCCUGCUUGGGAUUCUCUCUUCCCCUCCCUCUCUCAAAUAAAUUUUUAAAAAAUUUUAAAAACUUAAAAAAAUAGUUGACUUAGGAAAAAAAAUGCUAUAUAAACAUUAGAGUUAAGUUUAAAGUAAUUCAUAAUAGGGCUGACCUUUGAACAACACAGGUUUGAACUGCUCAGGUCCACUUGUACAUGUAAGUUUUUUCAAUAAAUACAAUAUAGUACCGCAAAUAUAUUUUCCCUUCUUCAUGACUUUCUUUUUCAUUAUUAUUAUUAUUUGAGUGUAGCUGACACACACAGUUAUAUUAGUUUCAGAUGUACAACAUAGUGAUUCGGUAAAUUUAUACAUUAUGCUAUUCCAUCACAAGUGUAGGUUCUCAUAAGUUUCUUAACAUUCUUUUUUUUCUCCAGCUUACUUCACAUAAAAUAUGUUCAUGUUACUGGUAGAGCUUCUGGUAAGAGCAGGCUAUUAGUAGUUAAGUUCUGGGGAGUCAAAAAUUAUAUACGAAUUUUCAACUGUGCUCCUAAACCCUGCAUGGUAAAGGGGUCAACUGUAUUCUCUCAUUUUAGUUAAUUCGGAAACUUUUUUUUUAAGUUUAUUUAUUUAUUAUUAUUUUUUAUGUGUAUUUACUUUUGAGAGAGAGAGAGACAGAGGUGUGAGUAGGGGAGGGGCAGAGAGAGAGGAAGACAUAGAAUCCGAAGCAGGCUCCAGGCUCCUAGCUGUCAGCAAAGAGCCCAAUUCAGGGCUCGAACUCACAGACCGCAAGAUCAUGACCUGAACUGAAGUUGGAUGCUUAACCGACUGAGCCACCCAGGCGCCCCAUGUUUAUUCAUUUUGAGAGAGAGACAGAGACAGUGUGAGAGGGGGAGGUGGCAGAGAGAGAGGGAGACAAAGAAUAACAAGCAGGCUCUGUGCUCAUAGCACAGAGCCUGACACGGGGCUCGAACUCACAAAACUGUGAGAUCCAUACCCUGAGAGGAAACCAAGAGUCAGAUGCUUAACUGACUGAGCCACCCAGGUGCUCCUGGAAACUUUUAAAAAGAAAAGGUAAUAUACAGCCUGUAGUCUUAAAAAAAAAAAAAAAAUCUAAUAAUCAGUGGUAUGAAAGAAAAAACAACUCAACUGUUUCAGACUAAAGACCUAUCCCUCCAAAAGUUUCCUAUCACAACCAAAUGCUAUUUCCUGAUAAGAGACAGUGGUGAUGAGGGGAGUGCUAUUAAGGACAUUACUGGAGUAAUCAACAAACCUGGACUAUGGACUACAGGUUAGCUAACAGUAUGAAUUUGCUAGCUAAUGUGGAUACAUGGGAGAAUAUCCGUAUUUUCAGAAAAUGUACACUCAAGUAUUACAGAGUAAAAGGGCAUGAUAUAAGCAACAUAUUCUCAAAUGGUUCAGAAAAAAACAGUAUACAUACACAUAUACCACGUGUAGGUAUAUAUAUAAAUAUGUGUGCUUAUGCAUAAAUAAUAUAAAGCAAAUUUUAAGUACAGUUGAAUCUGGGCAAAGCCUAUUUGGAAAUUCUUUCAACUUUUUUUUACAAGGCUCAAAUUUAAAAACAAUAAAGGUUAGUAUAAAAACAAUGAAGCCUAAAGGUUUACAAUUCACCCAAUUCUUAAAAGAGCGAACAAUUAAAAUGGAAUCUUAACACGAACAAAGACUCAAUUUUCUUUUUGUAUAAACUCAGCCUUAUCAAUGGAUAUGAAGACUUAACUGCUUUCUCACUUAUUUUAUGAAUGUAAUUCACUGAGUCAUAGUUCUUUAGACAAUCUGUCAUUUGAUUUUGGGACAAAAACUGUUUUACUGACCUUAGAAAAUAAGCAACACUUACCUGUCACGUGUAUAACCCAACUUAGGUUCAGUAUAAUUAAUAAUAUCCUCUGCUGCCCAGGAUGGUGACUGGUUUCCACAAAGAAUCAUUUGGACUUCUUCAUGGCUGAAGGAACUUAACUUCUCCAUUGGAAAAACUUUAUUAAACCCAUCUACAUUAUACAUAGCAAAAAAUCAAAAACAAUAAAACAUGUAAUUCAAUUUCUAAGUUAUAAUUCCAAAAUGCCAAAUUUCAAAUCAAAAUACCUAAUAUCAACAGAAUGCAAUAUGAAUAAAAUAUUAAUAAAUUUUUUAAAAAACAAAUAUAAAUUAAAAUAGCUUGAAAUCAAAGCUAUGCUAAGGUUUUAAGUACAGAAAUUUCCCUUAAUACUGCAAAUGUGAACCGAGAUACUCUCUCAGUCACUAUGGUCAGUAGCCAAAUUCUAGUAAUUUCUUAACCAACUCUUUGCAUCAUACGAGCUAGCUGAAUCUAUAUUCUUUUUCAGAACUAGUAAGUGACAAACAGUCUAAUAUAUUGUGCUUCAAUUUUCUCCUGAAGAACUUAGGUUCUAACAUGGUUUAAGUCAUCCUGAUCAUGCAAUGUGGAAAGUACGCAAACUUAUGUUCACGUACAAAUGAAGAAAUGGAGGACAAAAGUGGGUCUCCCAUUACUUAGGAGGAACAAGCUGAGGGUAUGCCACAGCUUGAGAACAUUCCAACCUGUUCUGGGUAAUCUGCAGGACCUAACUAUCUGGAAGUCAAAAAACCACAGGGCAAAUCUAGAGACUACCAGCAAUUCUUGACAAGGUAAGUGCCUGAAUUUCAACUGUCUCCAAGUAAAAGGAGAGGUAUUAAGCUCAAGAGCCCUAAAAAUUACCUCUAAAGGCUUCCAUCUGUUUCUGAAUACCCGUAUGCAUACAAAAGUCAAACAUCAAAUCCACAUAUUCUUCUGCAUUAUCCAUUGUUAUCAUCUGCAAAGGAAAAUUUGCCAACAUUAUUGUUAAUAUCCAGGGAUGUUUUCAGUAGCUCCUACUACAACUGGCCUCAUCUAGAGGAUGUUUCUGAACUUAACAACUGUAUCAAAAGCAAAAUUUUUACCUCAUCUUCCCCACUUGGCUUGAGAUCCACAGCUGUAAAACCAUAUAUUCUUGAGGAAGGGCAAAACUGGAAAUUUAAACUGGGAAGACAAAAAGUAUUAGAUUAACAUUCAGCUACCACUGGUGUUUAAUUUUUAAAACACUGCUGCCAAAACCAUGAUCCCCCCCACCCCUCUGGCUUAGAUGUUAAGCAUGAGGCCUUUUGAAUGCAAAAACCCCAUCCACAAAAACUAGUAGGCCAAUCAUCACCAAACCUGGCUUUGCAAAGACUGCAGGAAACCACCACCUUUCCAGAUUUCAUUUCCCUUUAUGGCACAAAAUUAAUAAAGGGUUUUUGCAACAAAUUAGGACAGCAACAUCUUUACUUUUUUUUUCCAAGAAGAAACUAUUGCUUCACUAAUGUUAUUCAGGCUCUGUCCCUACCCUCAAAAAGGACCUUGAAUAUAUAAUAAUUUAUCAAACAAAACUUCUCAACAUUAUCAAGAAAGGAAGAAAGAGAGAAAAAGAAAAAUAAAAAGAAAAGACAGA
Acinonyx jubatus (cheetah) is the source of this 10315-nucleotide messenger RNA. It is a transcript of the gene AP4S1, whose product is annotated as adaptor related protein complex 4 subunit sigma 1. Gene Ontology annotation, biological process: vesicle-mediated transport; protein transport. The transcript has 6 exons. Bases 1615 to 2049 code for a protein of 144 amino acids. The record is from RefSeq and is a predicted model, not a curated record. Gene Ontology annotation, cellular component: intracellular membrane-bounded organelle. Lineage: Eukaryota; Metazoa; Chordata; Mammalia; Carnivora; Felidae.